Messenger RNA from Magnusiomyces paraingens, 1512 nucleotides. RefSeq lists its product as uncharacterized. The record is from RefSeq and is a predicted model, not a curated record. Gene Ontology annotation, molecular function: N-acetyltransferase activity. NCBI's taxonomy places the organism in Eukaryota, Fungi, Ascomycota, Dipodascomycetes, Dipodascales, Dipodascaceae. The transcript has a single exon. Bases 1 to 1512 code for a protein of 503 amino acids.
AUGUCUGUCAAUUCAUCUGAAAAUACUAAAUCAAGACCUCUAGGGGCUAUUGAAAAGUACUCAAGUAUCCGUCACGGUCUUUUCCAAUAUUUCUCUGUUGUUUUUAGUGCAGUUAUUGUCCCACAAAAUAAAACAGAAAAUCCCUUAUCAAAGGAAAACCUUUUUGCUGCUGUUAACGAUACCAUUCAAAAGUAUCCAUCAUCACUAGCACUUACAAUAAAAGAUUCAGGAACAGAAAAUGAUUUUUUCCAAAUGGUAGAUUCCAUCAAUCUAUCCAACCAUUUGAUUUAUGCUCAAAAAAAAGUACGCGAGGCAGAAUCAACCACACCAAAUGAGCUCAUUAACGUACUAAAGGCUUCAGCAAUUGACCUCAAUAAGCUCGAUACCGAUCCUGAAAUUAUUGAAGGACUCGAAACAAGGGUAUCAACACAAUUCCCAGACAUUGAAUCAAUUCCGCCUUGGAGACUCUAUUUGACACCAGUACUCUUGGGUGACGAGAAAAAGUAUGCCAUGCAUGUUUUGUUUGCGUAUCACCAUUCCUUAGGCGAUGGUUCCACUGGCAGAAUUUUUUUAGAAAGCUUAGCUAGAUCUCUUAACAAGGUAGGGACUGUUGAGUCUUCUCCCAUUGUGCAAAUCCCUGCAAAAGCUAGCCUUCAUCCUUCAUUAGAGCAAGUUUCUCCUCUUCCACAGUCUCUUUGGAACAUUGCCAAAGUUAUCUUACAGUCCAAAGGUUGGAUUUCAAGCCCAAACUCUCAUUCAUGGACAGGUGGUAGUGUUCCCAAGACAUUUGGAGAAGAUGCAGCUCCCUAUGAAGAAUACUUAGCUAAGGUCUCCAUAUUGCGCAUUUCCGAAUCUGACAUGACUCGAAUUAUAAAUGUGGCAAAGACUCGUGGGGUUUCUGUGACAGCAACUAUUGUCGGUCUUGGUUCUGUUGCUCUCAAUGCUGCAUUGCAAAAGUAUCUUACGGGAAAUGAUGAAUCCUUUUCAACACUUUCAUGCUGCGUACCAAGAAAUUUGCGUCCAAACUUGACUCCGGAAACAGGCGUAGACGCAGACACUAUGGGUGUUUAUGUCUGUGGUAUCGAUGUGGUAGUUCCUACUUCUAAGUUGGGUUUAGAUUGGGAUUCAGUGUGGGUUGUCGCUCGUCAGGCUAAAAAAAAAUUUACUGAAGAAUUGUCCAAAGGCAUUAAAGACACCGAUACAGGCAUGCUUAAAUAUGUGUCGUCACUUGUAGGGUUUUUCAAGGCUAAACCAGGUACUAAGCGAUCAGGGUCAUUUGAAGUAUCAUCGAUCGUUGCCACCGCACCAAAAGAAGAUGCAUAUACUCUGAUUCAUCCAACAUUUUUGCAAUCCCCUUCAGCUAUGGGUGCUGCUAUUAACCUGAGUAUCAUGUCAUUUAAAGGCAGAGAUUUGGCCAUUGGGUUUAGUUGGACCACUGGAGCCGUGCAAGAUAACCGUAUUGUCAAUGAAAUGCAGGCCAAAAUGGAACAACUUAUCAGUCAGAUUGAAUGA